GUUCAUGCCGCGCCCGCUGGUCACAUACAUUGCACGUUCCGAAAGUAUUGUAGGCUACUGUGUGUGUGUGCCACUCACGGGACAUACGUAAUACGGUUUUGAUACAGUUUCAUGUUGGUAUUUUUUUAGAUUUAUCGAUUUAAAGCACUUGUGGACUACAGUAUGACACCAUGUGCCGAUUUCAUAUUGGGUUGAACAAAUCAACCAACACUUACCGUUAGUGUUCAUUUAUUAACACUAAGCGCUGCUCUGGAAUUUUACAAACUUUAAAGUUUUGGGCCUAGUGUAGUAGUUGUAGGCUAGGCCUGUCUUUACCUGUUCAGAAGCUCGUAUUGUUAUUGUGAGUACAACAGCAUAGGCCUGGGAUUCGCUUAGAACUAACUUCUACUGGUGGGUCAAGGCUUAGCUUGUGGAGUGUGUAGUGAUAAACACUAUCAAACUAAACGUCUAUAAAAACUAUGAAGGAAUACAAAGUUGUGGUCCUUGGGGCCGGUGGAGUUGGUAAGAGUGCGAUAACUGUGCAAUUCGUCUCUGGAAAUUUUGUUGAGAAAUAUGAUCCAACGAUUGAGGAUUUUUACCGCAAAGCAAUCGAGGUUGAAAAUAUGAUGGCCAUUUUGGAAAUUUUGGAUACAGCAGGAACUGAACAGUUUGCGUCGAUGAGGGAUUUAUACAUUCGUAAUGGACAAGGUUUCCUGAUAGUUUUUAGUAUUACAAGUAAACAAAGUUUUGGUGAUGUUGUAAAUAUAAGGGAACAAAUUUUGCGAGUCAAGGGUAAAGACACAGUACCGAUUGUACUCGUUGCCAACAAGGCAGACUUAGAUAAAGAAAGGCAAGUUCCCACAAGUGAAGGGAUGAUUUUGGCGAAUCGAUGGGGCGUUCCAUUUUAUGAGACAUCAGCUAAAACUCGCCAAAAUGUGAAUGAGAUUUUUGCGGACUGUGUUGUUGAAAUAAUGCAUCUACUCCAACCCCAGAAGACCGCAGCGGGAUGUUGUGGAAGCGGAUGUACUCUUCUAUGAGAUUAGCACAUUUGAUAGGAUGAACUGACUUCAAAGAAAGGUAUGAAUGAAUGCAUUAGUUGGUUUAUUUUAUGUACAUUUCAUUUCCCAUUUUUUUUUAGUAGCGAGAUGGUCAACCUUUGAAUUCAUAGCGUUGCAAUGGUGUUA
Molecule: messenger RNA, 1163 nt
Organism: Anneissia japonica
Lineage: Eukaryota; Metazoa; Echinodermata; Crinoidea; Comatulida; Comatulidae
Product: ras-related protein Rap-2a-like
Exons: 1
Coding region: 459-1016 (185 amino acids)
Biological process (GO): negative regulation of cell migration; Rap protein signal transduction
Cellular component (GO): plasma membrane
Molecular function (GO): GTP binding; GTPase activity; GDP binding
Source: RefSeq, a predicted model, not a curated record